Molecule: messenger RNA, 1612 nt
Organism: Penaeus monodon (black tiger shrimp)
Lineage: Eukaryota; Metazoa; Arthropoda; Malacostraca; Decapoda; Penaeidae
Product: G protein-coupled receptor 137Ba-like
Exons: 10
Coding region: 473-1612 (379 amino acids)
Biological process (GO): positive regulation of TORC1 signaling
Cellular component (GO): lysosomal membrane
Source: RefSeq, a predicted model, not a curated record
UCUUCAACAAGUAAACAAUCUUCGCAGUUAUGUGGGCAGAAGAGCCGAGGAAAUCACGUUCUUUUCUUGUGAUUUGGGGCAUUUAAAGGGCUCUUCGAGAUGCUGCCUUAGUGUUCAAGGGAAGGAGGAAGGUGUUUUUGUAAACGAGGACGAAAUUUGAUCUGCUAAGAGGAGGAGUAGCAUAUGAUAAUAAUGGGAGGCCCGCAAUGUGAUCCUUGAGCAGGAAGACUGCACAGCUGCAUUUUAAGAGGAAAAGGCACCACACAAGGCAGCAGUUCCAAACGAUCUCAGAUCUUUCUUUCUUCUCCCUUCUGACUUCUAUCCCCUCUCUCUCUCUCUCUCUCUCUCUCUCUCUCUCUCUCUCUCUCUCUCUCUCUCUCUCUCUCUCUCUCUCUCUCUCUCUCUCUCUCUCUCUCUCUCUCUCUCUCUCUCAGUCUUUUUUUCUUUUUUUGUGGCCCCUACUACAGCCAUCAUGGAUGCCACACUGGUUGUCAGGGAGCCACUCACCUUGGCUAUGACAUUGCUCUACCUUGCCCUCUUCUUCUACAUCUACGUGCAACUCAUUCUUGUUCUUGUCUACGGUCAUAAGAGAUGGUGUUACCGAACAUUCCUAUUGUACACGUGUGCCAUGUGGUCAGGCUUACGUGUGACGCUGUUCUCCUACUACUGCUACUUGGAGCACGGCAAUGCCCACGAGACCAUCCCUGAACUUUCGCGUCACGUAGGCACACCUGCCUACUUUGUGCUCUUCUCACUUCCUGUCUAUCUCCAGUUCUGCAUCCUCUGCUUGCUUGUCGCCUACUUCUCGCAGAUUGUCCAGAGCUCGGAGGACAGGUACCAUCCCACACGAUGGAGGAGUGUGUCUGGCCACACCGUCAUGGUGGUAACAGCCAACUUGGUGGUAUUGGUCACGAACUUGGCUUGUGCAAUCCUGAUCAAGAAAGCCGAAAACAGCAUGCCAGCUCUGUCAGCAAGUGCAGUGCCGAGCCCGAAGCUUAUUGUGUCUCAAUUGACUGGCUCUGUACCCUACGUUAUCUAUGUCCGUGUCUUCGUCAAUGGCAUCAUGUUUAUUGCCAUGGCGGCUGCCCUUGCCUACCUCAUCGUGCAAGUUGCCAAGACAGCAGAGGUGCGCCUGUUGCUGGAAACAGAGGAUAUGACUCAAGCUGGUGCUCGGGUUGGAAUAGUGGUUUCAUCUUCUUUUAGCACAAUCGCAAAUGUUCUGGCCCUCAUACCUUGUGUGGAGUGGGUCUAUGAUACAGACCAGGUUGACCUCCUCAGCGACAGUGAAUAUGGCUACUACACCUUCAUUACUGUGCAGAUCCUAUGGGAAUACCUGCCCACACUUGCCUCCGUUGUCUUCUUCAGAGUCAAGAAGCCCAUGCUGCUGUCUUACCCUCCUAUCCUGGAGCCCUUGUCGCGGUCAGCAGGAAUGCGUGCCAGCGAGAGCGAGGAAGACGGAGGAUUCGCUAAUCACUACCUACACCCACACAUAUCAUUCCAGCAGGCUUCGGACACCGGUUUUGGGAAACUCAAAAAGGAGGGGGAGGGGGUUCCCCCAACCUCUCCCCAAAUCGGGAGGCAUGCACCACAAUGCAGCACACCCCAGCACUAG